AUGGACUCACUGCACGCGAAUCUGCCAAACGGGGAAUCUGUCAAACUCAUCUUCUCCGCAAACCAGCCACAAGAUCUGGCUAGCCGGGUUGAACCGCUCCUGGGCAGCUGGCAGAUCACGCCGUCUGGAAAGGGACUGAAGAAAGAGUUCAUCUUCAAGACAUUCAACAGUGCGUGGAAAUUCAUGGACACCAUUGCGCAGGAGUGCAAGGUACAGAGACACCACCCUGAGUGGUCGAAUCUGUACAACAAAGUGACGAUCGAGUGGACGACGCAUAGACCAGAGGGAAUGAGUGUCAAAGAUGCCGAUAUGGCGGAGUUCUGCGAUCGGAUGGCGGCUGAGAUUGGGUUGAACAGCAGCGCGCCAGUAGUAGAUGCGGGAACGGGUAGUGCGAGGAAGCCUGCGCAGUGA
Messenger RNA from Didymella exigua CBS 183.55, 411 nucleotides. RefSeq names its product transcriptional coactivator/pterin dehydratase. NCBI's taxonomy places the organism in Eukaryota, Fungi, Ascomycota, Dothideomycetes, Pleosporales, Didymellaceae. The transcript has a single exon. The record is from RefSeq and is a predicted model, not a curated record. The coding region runs from base 1 to 411 and encodes 136 amino acids. Gene Ontology annotation, molecular function: 4-alpha-hydroxytetrahydrobiopterin dehydratase activity. Gene Ontology annotation, biological process: tetrahydrobiopterin biosynthetic process.